This is a messenger RNA of Varanus komodoensis (Komodo dragon), 1590 nucleotides long. RefSeq names its product acetyl-CoA acetyltransferase 1 (gene ACAT1). The record is from RefSeq and is a predicted model, not a curated record. Bases 122 to 1369 code for a protein of 415 amino acids. Gene Ontology annotation, biological process: fatty acid beta-oxidation. Lineage: Eukaryota; Metazoa; Chordata; Lepidosauria; Squamata; Varanidae. The transcript is spliced from 12 exons. Gene Ontology annotation, molecular function: acetyl-CoA C-acetyltransferase activity.
GGCGUGCGGCCGCUGGUGCUGGUUGAAGGUGACGGCGCGGCUCGUGGGGUCGUCGUGGCAGCUGAGGGGUUUUUCAGGGCUGCUGCUGCUGCUGCUGAGGCGAGGCGAGCCGAGGGCAGACAUGUUUGGUGCACGGCAGGUGCCGAAGACGCUUCGGGCGUUAAUAUUUGCAAGCCGAGGCUAUUCAUCUCAGCGUGGCUUAAAUGAAGUAGUCAUUGUAAGUGCUGUCCGGACACCCAUUGGAUCGUUCCAAGGAUCCCUUUUCUCACAACCAGCCACUAAACUUGGUUCCAUUGCAAUUAAAGGUGCAAUAGAAAGAGCAGGUAUCCCUGUGAAAGAAGUGAAGGAAGUAUACAUGGGUAAUGUCAUCCAGGCUGGGCAAGGACAAGCUCCUGCAAGACAAGCAACUCUUGGUGCAGGUUUACCAGUUUCUGUUCCUUGUACAACUGUUAACAAAGUUUGUGCUUCUGGAAUGAAAUCUAUUAUGAUGGCAGCACAGAGUCUGAUGUGUGGAAGUCAGGAUGUGAUGGUGGCUGGUGGAAUGGAGAGCAUGUCUAAUGUACCCUAUACAAUGAGCAGAGGAACAACACCUUACGGAGGGGUGAAGCUUGAAGACUUGAUUGUAAAAGAUGGCUUGACAGAUGUUUACAACAGCAUCCACAUGGGUAAUUGUGCAGAAAAUACUGCUAAGAAGUUUUCUAUAUCACGGGAAGAUCAAGAUGCAUACGCUAUAAAAUCAUAUACCAAAAGCAAAGAAGGCUGGGACUCCGGAGCUUUUGCAAAGGAAAUUAUACCUGUUACUAUUUCUCAGAAAGGGAAACCAGACACAGAGAUUAAAGAAGAUGAGGAAUACAAGCGUGUUGACUUUACUAAAGUUCCAAAGCUGAGGGCAGUUUUUCAAAAAGAAAAUGGAACCGUAACUGCUGCCAAUGCCAGUACGCUGAAUGAUGGAGCUGCUGCUUUGGUUCUGAUGACAUCAGAAGCAGCCAAACGACUGAAUGCUAAACCAUUGGCUAAGGUAGUAGCCUUUGCAGAUGCUGCUGUUGAUCCUAUUGACUUCCCAAUUGCACCAGCACAUGCUGUUCCUAAGAUACUUAAUCAGACAGGACUCAAAAAGGAAGAUAUUGCAAUGUGGGAAAUCAAUGAAGCAUUCAGUGUUGUUGUCCUAGCAAACAUUAAAAUGUUAGAUGUUGAUCCACAGAAGGUGAACAUUCAUGGAGGAGCAGUCUCUUUGGGACAUCCAAUUGGGAUGUCUGGAGCAAGAAUUGUUGUUCACAUGGCUCAUGCAUUAAAGCCAGGAGAGCAUGGCCUUGCUGGAAUUUGCAAUGGAGGAGGAGGAGCAUCUGCAAUACUGAUCCAGAAAUUGUAGAUGUUAAUAUAAAGCCUUAAGACUCAAGUGACCAGGUGGCUGUUACAAUUAUUUAUGGAACUGUAACAAAGAUGUUUGGACUCAAAUCUAUCAAUGUUUAAAUGAAACAUUUUUUUAAACUUUAUCAUGUUUAAAUACAUGUGGGUUUUUAUAUCAUAGGGACUAUAAAGUGUAUCGGCUAAACUUCCAAUAUAAGAUAAUAAAGGUUCUGUACAUCAUGA